Dendrobium catenatum is the source of this 3032-nucleotide messenger RNA. Its product is annotated as probable linoleate 9S-lipoxygenase 5. The record is from RefSeq and is a predicted model, not a curated record. Gene Ontology annotation, biological process: lipid oxidation. Gene Ontology annotation, molecular function: metal ion binding; oxidoreductase activity, acting on single donors with incorporation of molecular oxygen, incorporation of two atoms of oxygen; protein binding. The coding region runs from base 70 to 2643 and encodes 857 amino acids. Lineage: Eukaryota; Viridiplantae; Streptophyta; Magnoliopsida; Asparagales; Orchidaceae. The transcript has 9 exons.
UCCAGCUAGCUUCUUCUUCUCGUUCUUUCUCUCCAAGCUCUCUUAAUUUCCUAUCGCCAUUCCCGCAAGAUGCUAAGUGACCAAGUAAAAGACUGUUUAAAUGCAGGAAAAACAAAGGUGAAAGCCCAUGUUGUUAUCGUCGACAAGAAGGUUCUCUCCCUAAACAUCCUGAACGCCUCUGUUCCCAACCACAUUGAAGAGUUCCUCGGUCAGAAUGUCGAGCUCCGCCUCGUCAGCGCCACCGUCGGCGAUCACAAAAACGGGAACAGAGGAGUGAUAGGAGCGGCGGCGCACCUGGAGAUCAUCCCAAAAAUCGUACCUUUCCAGAAAAUUUACGGCGCAACCUUCAUAAUUGACAAAAGACAGGGAAUCCCCGGCGCCAUCAUCGUCAAAAACCAAAAUUUGACCGAGUUUUACCUAAAAUCCAUCACUUUAGAGAACUUCCCCGGAAAAGGUCGAAUUCACUUUGACUGCAACUCCUGGGUAUAUAACGCUAAUAAGUAUGACUAUGACCGCAUCUUCUUCGCCAACGACACUUUCAUGGCGGAAAACACGCCGGAGCCACUAAGGGAAUACAGGGCGGAGGAGCUACAGAAUCUUAGGGGAGACAAUGUGAACAGAGAGCUGAAGGAGUGGGAUCGCGUGUAUGGCUAUGCCUAUUACAACGAUCUGGGUUCCCCGGACAUCAACCCGAGUUUGGCCCGCCCAGUCCUCGGUGGCAAUCCCCAGCUCCCUUACCCUCGCCGUGGCAAGACCGGACGCCCGCCGACCAAAUCCGAUCCAAAAACGGAGAGUCGACUUUGUUUGGCUGAUUUGAGCAUCUACGUGCCACGGGAUGAGAUGUUUGGGCAGUUGAAGAUUGCGGAGUUAUUGGGCCACGCCAUGAAGACGGUAGGCAAGGUCCUGCUGCCAACGCUCCAAGCCUUCCUCGACUUGACUCCCAAUGAGUUCGACUCCUUGAAUGAAAUUCUUGGCCUCUACGAGGGCGGCUUGCCUCUGCCGGACAUUCCGUUCGUUCGAAAGUUCAUACAGGCCAUGCCAUUUGAGCUCUUAAUCAUGACCUUCAUCGCUCAAUUCAACAGUAAUCCGGCGAAUAGCGGCGUACUCAAGCUUCCGGUGCCCAAUAUCAUUCAAAAGGAUAAAUCGGCGUGGAGGACCGACGAAGAAUUCGCACGGGAAACACUGGCCGGCGUCAACCCAAUCAUGAUCCAACUACUCAAGGAAUUUCCACCAAAGAGCAGUCUUGAUCCUUCCCUCUACGGCAACCAGAACAGCACCUUCAAAGAGCAAGACAUCCAAGACAACCUUGACGGCUACUCUGUUUAUGAAGCGCUUCAAUUGAAGAAACUUUUCAUCAUUGACCACCAUGAUGCAAUUAUGCCAUAUUUGAGACGCAUCAACAGCACAGACAACAAAAUCUACGCCUCCCGUACUCUGUUCUUCCUCAAAAAGGAUGGCACUUUGAAGCCGCUGGCUAUCGAGCUCAGCCUUCCCCAUCCAGGCGGCGACAAUCACGGCGCCGUGAGCACGGUUUACAAACCGGCCAGUGUAGGCGUGGAGAGCUCCAUCUGGUUACUUGCCAAAGCCUAUGCCCUUGUCAACGACUCCGGUAUCCACCAGCUUAUCAGUCACUGGCUGCGUACUCACGCAGUGAUCGAGCCAUUUGUUAUUGCGACAAACCGACAUUUGAGUGCGAUGCAUCCUAUUAACAAGCUACUGGCACCUCACUUCCGUGACACAAUGCACAUAAAUGCUCAGGGUCGUCAUGCACUUCUCAGUGCCGGUGGGCUGAUCGAGUACACCGUCUUCCCCACUAAGUAUUCUCUCGAGAUGUCCGCAGAUAUUUACAAGAGCUGGAAUUUCGUCGAACAGGGCCUGCCAGCUGAUCUUCUCAAGCGCGGAAUGGCCGAAGUUGACGGCGACAAGCUCCGCCUUAUCAUUCCCGACUACCCCUACGCCGUCGACGGCCUCGCCAUCUGGUACGCCAUUGAAACCUGGGUUCGUGAAUACACUGCCAUCUAUUACCCCGACGAUUCCGCCAUUAAAAAAGACACAGAGCUCCAAUCAUGGUGGAAAGAGCUUCGCGAAGUCGGGCAUGGCGACCACAAAAACCAAUCUUGGUGGCCUACAAUGACCAACGUCGACAAUCUCAUCCAAUCCUGCACCACCAUCAUCUGGAUUGCGUCGGCCAUGCACGCCGCCGUCAACUUCGGCCAGUACCCUUACGCUGGCUAUCUCCCGAACCGCCCCACCAUGAGCCGGCGGUUCAUGCCCCAACCCGGUUCGGUCGAAUACGAGGAGCUGAAGAAAAACCCGGAGAAGGUGCUUCUGAAGACCAUAACGAGCCAGGUGCAGACAAUAAUUGGCAUAUCGUUGAUUGAGGCUCUGUCUAAUCAUACGAGUGAUGAGCUGUAUUUGGGUCAGAGAGCCAGUGCCGAAUGGGCCAACGAUAACCGAGUUAUUGAAGCGUUUAACCGGUUCGGUUCGAAGUUGAAGGAGAUUGAGACGAAGAUUAGUGAGUUGAACCGUGACCCGGAUUUGAAGAACCGGAGUGGACCGGCUCAGAUUCCUUACACGCUGCUGUCGCCUUAUAGUGGACCAGGGAUCACCGUAAAGGGGAUUCCAAACAGUAUUUCUAUUUGAAAUUUGCAGUGCUACAACUUAUAUUAUAUCAGCAGCUGCUAUGGAAGUUUAAAUAAACGUAUUUCUAUGUAAGGUGUUGCACUGAAGAUUAAUUAUUCUGUGUGAAUGUUGAACGUCGUUCGGAGAUCAAUUAGAAUGCGCCACUUCACUCUUUCGUUCGGUAUCGUGGCUCGGUACUGCUUGGUACCUCAGCUCGGUACCACUGGCGCGAUUGCAACUGAUUCGCCUCUGGAUGUAGAGCUACGUCUGGCCUCCACACAGAAUAAUUUCGCUGCAGUGAUAAAGUAUUUAUGUUGUGUUUCAUGUGUUUCUGUAUGAUGUUGCGGUGAUAAAAGCUUAAGCUGUAAGCUUUGGCUAGAUGAAAUAAAAGCUGCUUUACGUUAUCUACU